Molecule: messenger RNA, 384 nt
Organism: Fonticula alba
Lineage: Eukaryota; Rotosphaerida; Fonticulaceae
Exons: 1
Coding region: 1-384 (127 amino acids)
Source: RefSeq, a predicted model, not a curated record
AUGACCUCGGUCAAUUUCUGUGAUGCCUGCCGCGAGACCCUCUGGCUGGAGCUCCUGGCCAAGGUGUCGCUGAUCGACGGGAUCCGGGCCGAGGAGAAUUCCCGCAACGGCACCAUCACCAUCAGCCUGGAUCUCAUGCCUUUCGGGCAUCUGCGCCAGCCGCGGCCGAUCGCCGGCGAGCAGCUCCUGACCACCUGGUACCGGGUGGUGUCGUCCGUGGACCCGGGUGUCCAUCAGCCGCAGUUCGACAACAUGCACGAGUGGACCGCGCCGGCCGGCUGGUCUCGCGGCAUGUGGCGUGCCGAUGUGGAGCUGGUCACGCCGGAGGUCCGUCGCGAUGAUGAUGGCCUCCUGCGCGACUCGAUCUUCAUCCGGAUUGAAUAG